UUUAUAAUAAAAUUCUUUUUACAUAAUUUGUGUAGAAAUAGAAGAAAAUCGUCUCUAGUAUAAAACUUUUUGGAAAUUUCAGGUAUUUCAGGUUUUUUGCCCAGAAGUAAGGUGGUUUUCAGGUUUUUCCAAACAUUUCAGGUAUUUCAGGUUUUUCAGGUGAAAUCUCACCCCUGAGCUAUGUAGCAUAAGUAUCAAUGGAAUACCUCAAAUCUCUGCUGUCAGAAUAAUAGACAUAUCAGAUAUAGGAAACUGGUUUAAGAUACUCGUUCGGGAAGGUACACCUAUCUUUUCUCUGCAAUUUGUGUUCACUAUUAAAUUCAGCAAACAAUAACAAUUCGAUUUAAAGUUUUAUUAUUUUCAAGUUUCAAGUGGUUCAUUCUUUUGGUGUUAAUUGUAGAACGUUCAGACUCACCCGAUCGAAUUGAACAAAUAACAGAAAAACGUCAGCAUUUGAUGGAACUGACAAAUCAUUUAUUAAACCCUGAAUCAGUUAAUCUUGAUCCAUCACAUUUAACCAUCUCAGAUGAACAAAUACAAGAUGUGUAUGAAAAUGAAGAGUGUAAUUCAAAUGAAGUCUAUAAUUUUCAACAACAAGAAAAGGAUGCAGAUGUAGAAGCAAUAGUAGCAAGUGGUACAGAUGUUCAGUCAUCUCAACCGCUGCUCGUCACACCAGGAACUUUGUCACCCAUAACAACUACGAGAUCCACUCAACAUCAAUCUCAAAAUCAACAUUAUUCGCCUGGCGAAAGUGAUGAAUCUGGUAGCUCAUCAGAUUCGGUGUUGAACGAUGGCGAACGACAUCAAUCGCAAUGUCUACUAUUUUAUAAUCCUCAACAACAUCGUGUACAUGCACCACCAAAGCGAAAUGAAAAUAGAGAACAAAAAAGUACAAAGGACAAUAAAUUUUUGAAAUCUAUUAGUUAUCAAUUGAAAACUCUUCGAAAAAGUGUUAAUGUAUUGAUUCAAACAGAAACGACAAAACAAGAUAUAAACGUUGAAGUAGAAGAGCUAGUGAGUUGA
This is a messenger RNA of Didymodactylos carnosus, 1023 nucleotides long. The record is from the annotation of a GenBank genome assembly. Lineage: Eukaryota; Metazoa; Rotifera; Eurotatoria; Philodinida; Philodinidae.